Aspergillus calidoustus is the source of this 1140-nucleotide messenger RNA. Lineage: Eukaryota; Fungi; Ascomycota; Eurotiomycetes; Eurotiales; Aspergillaceae. The record is from the annotation of a GenBank genome assembly.
AUGGGCUGGGUUAUUACGGCCUAUCGUGUCACCGAUAACCCAAGCACAAUGGCUACGUUUCCGAAGAAGAAGUGCGGUGUUCUCGGUGCUACUGGCUCUGUAGGCCAGAGGUUUAUUCUUCUGCUCGCCGACCAUCCCUUCUUGGAGCUUCAAGCCAUAGGAGCCUCAGAACGGUCUGCGGGAAAGAAGUACAAGGAUGCCGUGAGAUGGAAGCAGAGCACGGCAAUGUCGGAGAAACUUAGCAACUUAGUCUUGCGGGAUUGCAAGGCGGAUCAAUUCAGUGACUGUGACCUUGUAUUCUCCGGCUUGAACAGUGAUGUUGCGGGCGAUCUCGAGAUGCAAUUCAUCAAAGCCGAGAUUCCUGUUUUCUCGAAUGCAAAGAACUAUCGCAAAGAUCCCAUUGUCCCCCUCGUUGUUCCUACAGUGAACCCUCAACACCUUGACCUUAUUCCUCACCAAAGGAAACACUUUGGGCUCAAGAAGGGCUUCCUUGUUUGCAACUCAAACUGCGCUGUCAUCGGAAUUGUAAUUCCGUUCGCCGCUCUUCAAGCCAAGUUUGGACCUGUGGAGGAAGUAGAGGUGUUCACGGAACAGGCCGUUUCGGGGGCUGGCUAUCCCGGCGUGCCCAGCAUGGACAUCAUGGAUAAUGUCAUCCCAUACAUCAGCGGUGAAGAAGAUAAGCUGGAGAACGAGGCACAGAAGAUUCUUGGCUCCUUGAAUGCAGAUGCGACCGCCUUCAGCGAGCAAGAAGGGCUCCGGGUUGGAGCGACAUGCACCCGGGUGGGUGUCACCGACGGACAUAUGGCAUUCGUUUCGCUCCGCUUCAAGAACCGCCCAGCGCCCAGCGCCGAAGAAGUGGCGCAAGCAAUGAGGGAUUAUCAGUCUGAAGCCCAGAAGCUAGGUUGCCCCUCCGCCCCGGAAGUGGCAAUCAAGGUCUUUGAUGAGCCCGACAGGCCGCAGCCAAGAUUAGACCGUGAUAUCAACAGAGGGUAUACGGUCAGCGUGGGGCGAGUACGUGAAGGUAACCCUGGUGGUUAUUUCGACAUCAGAUUCGCAGCCCUUUCGCACAACACUGUCAUUGGAGCGGCGGGUUCGUCGAUCCUCAAUGCCGAGGUGGCUGUUAUCAAGGGAUACAUUUAA